CACAACACACCGUGUUACAUACUUACGUACUACCAUUUGUAUUCGACAGUGUUCCAAGAAACCAUGAUUGACCUGGUGUUUAUGAUAGAUGAUUCCACUGUUCAGCCUCAGGCACACAGAAAUAUUUCCAAUCAAAUAGUGCAAGUGAUCAAGUCCACGUUAAGCUACUUUCCAAGUCAAAACACAAGGGUUGGACUAGUCCUCUAUGCAGCUGAUACUACCACAGUGGGUAACUUUAAUGCCACGAGAAACGAAACAAAUCAAGCCCUGGACCUGUUACCACACCUUCCUGAAGGAACAUUCACCGGCAAAUCACUUAAUUACACAAGAGAACAUUUCUUUAACAAUAGCCGUGCGAACGCACAUCGCGUCCUAGUAGUGUUCACUGAUGAGACUUCUAACGAUGUGGUUUCGGUUGCGUCUAAAUUGCUGCGUGACAUGAAUGUAACUAUCAUCGUAGUUGCAUUGGGGAAUUGGUUCGAUGUCACGCAAGUCAACAAUAUGGCUAGUCAUCCCCGCUCAGCGACGGUGCUUCGCACUACACACGUCGAAAUAAUGGAAAUACCCUGGAGGGUUCAUGAAAUGAUCGGCGAAGGUAUGUCAAGGGUAUAACGCAACCGAAUUAGAGGUAGAUAAAUGCUAUAACUCAACUUCUAAGCAACCCAUCUGAGAAUAACGGUACUUGUAUCAACUCUCUGCAUGACUACCGAUGAUGAUGGUAGAUCUAAGGGUGGAAGGGGGACGGGCAGACCGGACGAAGGUAGGGAGGGGCGAGGGGAGUCAAUCAAGGCACUCAAAGUUCAUCUCAGAAUUCCUCUCUUCUUUAUCCACAGCCGUUGACCAUUGUUUCAGCAACCCUUGUGCAAAUAAUGGUACUUGCAACAACUCUCUUCAUGGCUACCGAUGUUCGUGUCCUGAAGGCUUUACUGGAUCACUUUGCGAGGAAGGUAAUGUAACAAUU
This is a messenger RNA of Porites evermanni, 961 nucleotides long. The record is from the annotation of a GenBank genome assembly. Lineage: Eukaryota; Metazoa; Cnidaria; Anthozoa; Scleractinia; Poritidae.